CUUCCCCACUCGCAUCCUUUCCCUCCUCCCUCUACUUCCGGACGACGAUCAGCAUCAUGCCUCGCAAAUCAGAAAAGCUCUACGUAUCCCAACAAGAGCUCAUCGGCGCUCACGGUAGAGCUGCUGCCGUCUCAUCAGCAGCAAGCCAGUCUCAAUACCAGAAUUACGUCCCCUUCAGCAGCUGCGCCAUUUCCCUCCAACCUUGGUCCACGCCAGUAGCAGACCGCAACGAUGGCACAAUCUACGAGCUGACCAACAUCCUUCCCUGGAUCCAACGACAUGGUCUGAGCCCGGCAUCAGGGCAAGAACUCAAGCCUGCGGAUCUGGUACCUUUGAAGUUUGCAAAGAAUGAGGCGACAGGUCAAUGGCAUGACCCGGUGUCUUUCAAGGCAUUCAAUGACUCCACGCACUUGGUCGCAAUCACUACAAGCGGCAACGUCUUCGCUCACGAUACAGUGCAUCAGCUGAACGUCAAGGCCAAGUACUGGUCAGACCUGGUCAGCGGGGAGACGUUUGCACGCAAAGACAUAUUGACGUUGCAGGACCCGAGUAACAUUGCUGCCAAUCAGCAAAAGGCGGCCGAUCUGCAGAGAUUGAAGGACAAGAUGCGACGGGACGUGGCGGAUAGGGAUGAGGUGAACAUCUCUGCGACGGGGAGCGCGGGCAAUCUCUUGAGAAAACUGAAAGAGCAGAAGGAGGCGGGAAAGAGGGAGAAGGAGCAGGCUGGGGACAAGGCGCUGGCCAAGAUGGAGGCUGCGAGGGAGGAGAGCAGAGCUACCAAGAAUGCCGAGGCAUCGACGUCAGCAUCCGCAGCAUCAUCAUCAUCAUCAUCAUCCGCGCCUUCCUCGAGCUCAAAAGCCCAGCUCGGCCGCUCCACAGGCCUCACCGCCGCCUCCCUCACCUCAACGUCCCUGUCAAUCCGCACCGCAAACGACCGAGAGCUCAUCAGCGAGGAAGAGACUAUGUACAGCGACAUCAAGGCGGGGCACAAGAGCAAGAAGGGCGCCCAUGCUCCUUACAAGGGGUACGUCCGUCUUGUGACCAACUUUGGGCCCCUCAAUCUGGAGCUACACUGCGAUCGGGCGCCCAAGACGUGCUACAACUUCUUGACGCUCUGUCGGAGGGGAAAGUACACAGGGACGGUCUUUCAUAGGAAUAUUCCGGGUUUCAUGAUUCAAGGUGGUGAUCCUACGGGGACGGGGACGGGGGGAGAGUCGAUGUGGGGGCCGGGCAAGCCAUUUGGAGACGAGCUCUCAAGUGGGGCAGAUGGUCACUCUUCUCGCGGCUGCCUGAGCAUGGCCAACCGGGGCCCAUCAACGAACACGAGCCAAUUUUUCCUCACCUACGCCCCCAAAUCUCACCUCGACAAGAAGCACACCGUCUUCGGCCGAUUGGUAGACGAGCCCUCCGCCACGCUCGACUCCCUCGAAUCUGUACCUACCGACUCGGCUACGGAUAAGCCACUGCGGACAGUGACGGUGCUGGAUGUGCAGAUCUUCAGUGAUCCAUUCCAGGAUUGGUGGGAAAGAAGGAAGAGCAAGGAGCAGAGGGGCACUGAAGCGGAGGCAGAGAAGAGGGAGGAGAAGAGACGCAAGAGGGAAGGGGAUCGGAUUACCUGGUUUGGGACGAAGGUCGGCGAAGAAGGCCAGGAGGAGGGACUGGAGGCUAUUCACCAGGCGUCGGGGGGCGUGGGGAAGUAUCUGGCUCUGGGAGCUGGCGCGAGAAGCGUAGAAGACGAUGCAGAACCGGAGAGUAUGCGAAAGAAGCGGAAGAAGGCCGCUGCUGGCGAUGGAGAAGUGGGGACUCCUUCUUUCGGCGACUUUUCAGAUUGGUGAAAUGUCCGUCGACGAUCAGAUCACAGUACAGUCGACGGACAACCUUCGUAUCUGACAUGACGCGUCAUUCACCGAGAGCAACGCAGAGUGUCGCCCGAGCUAUCAGGCUGAGGCGCAUGCGUGAGCGUAUGGUAGCAAACCGUAAGAAUGCGCCGAGGGGAGCUAGCUGUG
This is a messenger RNA of Jaminaea rosea, 2006 nucleotides long. RefSeq names its product cyclophilin-like protein. Lineage: Eukaryota; Fungi; Basidiomycota; Exobasidiomycetes; Microstromatales. The coding region runs from base 57 to 1835 and encodes 592 amino acids. Gene Ontology annotation, molecular function: ubiquitin-ubiquitin ligase activity; peptidyl-prolyl cis-trans isomerase activity. The transcript has a single exon. Gene Ontology annotation, biological process: protein peptidyl-prolyl isomerization; protein polyubiquitination; protein folding. Gene Ontology annotation, cellular component: catalytic step 2 spliceosome. The record is from RefSeq and is a predicted model, not a curated record.